Thamnophis sirtalis is the source of this 1143-nucleotide messenger RNA. The record is from RefSeq and is a predicted model, not a curated record. Lineage: Eukaryota; Metazoa; Chordata; Lepidosauria; Squamata; Natricidae.
GCUGCUGCUGCUGCUGCUGAGGCAGAGGCAGAGGCAGAGGCUCUACUCGCGCCGCCGCUGCGCAAGCAGAAAGGACACCUCGGGUACCGUAAUUCCCGCUCGGUUCCGCGAGCGCGCAAGGAGAAACAAAGUUCGCUUCUGGGGAAAAGAGCCGGCAGGUUAAAAGGCAAAUGGGCUGAUGUCUCCUCUGUUCAGCAACAGGUGAUGCCCAGAACUAUAAACUGAACUGGGAGUUCCUAAAAUGCAAAACAUAUGAGUGGUUUGGUUGGAUUAAAGCUGACAUUAAGAACGAACACGUAAAUGGAAGAUCUAGAAACACACAAAGCACGCAGGAUAGAGCAGAUGGUAGCAAAAUGGCUGCGUCGAUCACGAGAUAAUUCAGCCAGAGGGAGAGCAUCAGUGAGUGAUAGAUCAUCCGAUGGCAGUAGGCAACCUCCAAGUCAUGUCAAACUCACAGUGGAUGUUCAAAAAGACGUGCUGCAUGGACAUUAUGGCAUUGAAGUUUCUCGUAAUUUUCGCCUUUUGAUCACAUCAGUUGCUGCAGGCAGCACUGCUGAUGGGAAGCUUCUGCCAGGGGAUCGCAUCCUUGCAAUAAACGACGACGCAACAGAAGACCUUACUGGUGAACAAGCAGCUGCUCUUUUAAGGGAAUCGCAAGGCACUCUCCAGUUUACAGUUCUCCGAUGCACCUCGGGUGGCCCUAAAUCAUCUUUUCUUACAGCGGAAAAAAGAGCCAGGCUAAAAACAAAUCCUGUUAAAGUCCGUUUUGCGGAAGAGGUUGUUGUGAAUGGACAUAAUCAGGGAAGUUCUCUUCUGUGUAUGCCCAAUGUUCUCAAAGUCUAUUUAGAAAAUGGACAGACUAAAGCAUUCAAGUUUGAAGCAAACACAACAGUCAAGGAUAUUGUUCUCACUUUGAAAGAAAAGCUAUCCAUUCAAAGCAUUGAACAUUUUGCCUUGGUUUUGGAAGAACAGUAUAAUGUGUUGAAGAUGUAUCUUCUGCAUGACGAUGAGCUCAUUGGACGGGUGGUUCAGAGAAAAGAGUCUCAUAAUUAUCGAUGCCUCUUCAGAGUUUGCUUUAUCCCCAGAGAUCCAUUGCAUCUUUUGCAGGAAGAUCCAGUGGCUUUUGAAUAUCUCUACUUGCAG